GUACCAUCAGAUUGCAAUCUGGCACGAGCAUCAACACAAAACCGCAUUUCAGACCAGGUACGGUCUGUACGAGUUUGUGGUGAUGGCCUUUGCAAUGCUCCUCGCACCUUUCAGCACGCUAUGAAUCGGAUAUUCCAUGACUACUUGGAUAAGUUUGUCGUCGUGUACCUCGAUGACAUACUUAUUUUUAGUAAGACUGUCGAGGAGCACAUAGCACACUUAGACAAAGUUCUCAGACUCCUGCGACAACACAAGUUCAAGAUCAACGGUGAAAAGUGCGAGUUUGGCCGCACCCGUAUCUUGUACUUGGGUCAUGAGAUCUCCGCGGAAGGGUUAAAGCCCGAUGACGCGAAGGUGGCCAGCAUUCGCGAUUGGCCACGUCCUCUGUCUGUGACUGAGAUGAGAUCUUUCUUAGGAAUGACAGGCUAUUAUAGAACUUUCGUGAAGAACUAUAGCAUAGYGGCCGCUCCUUUGACUGAUCUGACCCGCCUUGACACCCCAUGGGAGUGGACAGAUAAGUGCGAGGCUGCUUUCAGACAUCUGAAGCAUGCAUUAACGCACUAUGAAGUCUUGAAACUUCCUGAUCCUGACAAGCCGUUCAUAGUCACCACGGAUSCCAGCCAAUACGGCAYUGGCGCCRUGCUCRCGCAGCAGGAGGGGCCAAAGUUGAGGCCAGUUGAGUACAUGUCUAAGAAAAUGCCAUCUCAGAAGUUGGCUAAGUCCACUUAUGAGAAGGAACUCUAUGCGGUGUACAAGGCUCUCACCCAUUGGAGACACUAUCUCCUUGGGAGGUUCUUCAUCCUCAGAACUGAUCAUCAGACCCUGAAAUGGAUGAGAACCCAGCCGGUACUCUCUGACGCUCUCAAGCGUUGGAUCGAAGUUAUUGAGCAAUAUGACUUUGACCCUCAGUAUCUAAAAGGGGAGUAUAACAAGGUUGCUGACGCCCUGUCGCGCAGACCAAACUUCUCAGGUGCGUUGAUUACUGAGUUCAGUCUCACGGACAACGUUACUCAAUCUUUGGUGGAAGCCUAUCGCGAGGACCAGUUUAUGUCUGAGAUCAUACGCAGACUUGAGGCGAAGGACAAGAAGACGUCCGCCGAGUUUGAGUURGUYAAUGGCUUGYUGUUCCUUGAGAAGGCAGGGAAUAAACGAUUGUGUGUUCCCAAUAGUGAGUCUUUGCGUAGUUUGUUUCUAGGUGAGUGUCAUGAUGCCACCGGUCAUUUCGGGUAUAAGAAGACCGCAGCCAACAUGCUGCAGCGAUUCUGGUGGCCCACGAUGAUGCGAGAUGCACAACUGUACGUGGAGACUUGUCAAGUUUGUCAACGGGACAAGCCCCGUAUUCAGGCUCCUCUUGAGUUGCUCAAGCCCCUUCCGAUUCCGGAAAGGCCAGGUGAAAGCUUGUCCAUGGACUUCAUGGAUACGCUGGUCACCAUCAAGAGUGGGAUGAGGCAGAUCUUCAUCAUCGUGGAUAGCCAUGCCGGAAACAGCGAAGACCAAGUAUGUAAUCAGGCUGUUCAAAGAGAACUGGGUGAGGGAUUGCCUAAGUCUAUUGUAAGUGACAGGGAUGUCAGAUUUACAAGUGAAUUAUGGAAGGCCGCUGCAGUUGAACAAGGAACUCAACUGCAAAUGAAUUAUGGAAACCAUCCAGAAGCAAACGGCAAGGCUGAACAGAUGAACUGCGUUGUUCAACACCUGUUGAGGCAUUACAUUAAGCCCAACCAGGUGGAUUGGGACGAGAAGCUUGCUCUUGUCGCCAGUCUGUACAAUAACGCUGUACACAGCGCAACCGGGGUAAGUCCUAACAGUCUACAUCUUACCUUUAGGCCUAGACUGCCUUUAGACUUCCUACUUCCUGAUAACCAGCCAACUGUUACACCAGGCACUUUGGAGUUCGCUUAUCGUUACGAACAAAAAAUGCAGGAGGCCGUAGAGCACAUGCAGAAGGCGCACGCAGCAAUGAUAGAAUCUGAGAAUAAACACCGCCUCCCUUUUACAUUUCAGGUUGGGGACAGAGUCUGGGUCAAGUCUUCAGAACUGGGACAGGAGUUUGGGAUAUCCCGCAAACUCAUGCCUCAGUACUUUGGACCUUGGGAAGUUUUAGACGUAGUAAGGACAGAUCCUGAUGGCCCAUCUUAUGUCAUCCGUAUCCCUGGUCAUCUCAGAACUCACCCAGUCUUUCACGCCUCUAAGCUCGCUGCAUUCGAGGAAACUGAUCAGUUUCCCUCUCGUCGGUCAAUGCUGCCCCCAACCAUGGACGGAGAAGUCGACAUCGAUGAUAUCGUCGACCAUAGGGAGAUGCCCGUUCAGAAGCCUCCAGGAAGGGGACGUCCUCCAAAGCCAAAGCUGCAGUUUCGUCUCCACUUCAGACAUCACACAGAUCUGAAGGAGGACCGCUGGUUUACUAGGGAGGAAUUGAUGCAGACCGCUCCUCAAGUCGUUGCACGCUAUGAGAAGGAUGUAUUGAAAGGAAAGCGCCAGAUGGCUCAGGAUUGAUCUUCUCAGAGGACUAACGAAGAUAUGGAGGUGGGAAUGCGAGGCUACGCCCGCUCAGCCCCCUCGGGGCCCUUUUUGCAGU
Chara braunii is the source of this 2575-nucleotide messenger RNA. The record is from the annotation of a GenBank genome assembly. NCBI's taxonomy places the organism in Eukaryota, Viridiplantae, Streptophyta, Charophyceae, Charales, Characeae.